AACCCGUUUACUUCCACAGUGCACAUGUCCUACAAAAUCAGGAAAACCGUCGCGAGCAGCCUACACGAACUCGCCCAGAUCCUCGGUCCGGAACUGGCGGCCUCCCACUUAUCCCCCCUCUUCGAGGGUUUCCUGAAGGACGUCGACGAGGUGCGCAUCGCGAUCCUAAAUCACCUGCACGAAUUUUUAAGUCUGAUCGGACCCGAUCAUCGGGUCGUUUUCCUGCCGAAAUUGGCCGAUUUCCUGCGGGUGGAAAACUUGUGCAAUUGGCGCUUUCAGGAGACGUUCGCCGAGCAAUUGACCGAGUGCGUGCCGUUGUUCGCCCCUAAAGAUGUCGUCAAACAUAUCGGGGCCUACGCGCAAUCGUUAUUGUUGCAUAACGUUGCCGCCGUCAGACGGUCUGCUAUUUUAUUGAUCACCAGGAUAGUAAAACACAUAAUAAAGGACGACAUGCUGUUGUCCAACUACAUUCUGAUGAUGUGCCAGCGGUUCGCCUUGUCGAAAAAAUGGCGGGCGCGUCAGUCGUUCGCGAUGUUCUGCGCCGAGGUGCUGGAGCAACGCGUGAUGGAGGUAGAUCGGUUCGUCGCGCUGCUCCUCCAUCAACUCCUCGAUCUCAGCUGGGACCCGGUGGCGAACGUGCGAAUGAUCGUCGGAGAUUGUAUCACGAAACAUCUGGUCGUGAACGGGCGUUUUUCGCGUGUUAUGGUAGCAGUUGGGCCCCAAAAUGACCUUUUUAUUCGACAGCCUGGCUGUCUUUUGCUCCCAAGUAAGUGCCAUCCCCCGAAACCCCUUGUUUCUUAUUGGUACCAAAAUUUUCGGUUUAAGGUGCUCUUUUUUACUGGGGCAUGGAUAUUUUUCAUGAAAAGACUGUUCAAAGACUACGAGGUGAGGCACGUAAUGGUGCAGUUAAUUUUCAGCAUCACCCUCACCCUCUCUUGCACCAUGUUCGAGCUAAUUAUAUUUGAGAUCUUGGGGUUCUUAGACAGCAGUUCUAGAUACUUCUUUUGGUACCUUAUGCUGUACUUACUUCUGUUCGUUGUGAUAGUACUGAACCCUUUUUAUAUAGGUUACUACUGCGUCAGCAAUAUAAGAUACGUGAGGGCCGACUAUGUAAGGCGCCUCACCAUCCUCACAUGGCUGAUUUUCCUCGGGGUGUUCUGGAAAAUUGGCGAUCCUUUCCCUAUAAACCACCCCAACCAAGGGUUUUUCUCAAUUGAAUCACUGGUGUCUCGCAUUGGGGUUAUUGGGGUCACUGUGAUGGCCCUACUGUCAGGGUUCGGUGCAGUAAACUACCCUUAUUCGUCCAUGAAGUAUUUUAUGAGGGAUGUCUCCGAGUCUGACGUCACAAGCAUUGAAAAACGACUGAUCCAGACCAUGGACAUGAUCGUGAUGCGUAAGAAACGUAUCGCGAUCGCCAAAAAACAACGGGCACACCCCAAAGGGGACCCGGCGGGGGGCAAAAAGGGAAUCUGGGACAUUUUAGCAUCUGUAAGGGGGGAUCGCACUAGCGAGAAUAUAAACCAGCUUAAGCUGGAAAUCGACGGUCUGGAAGAAAUGAGCCGCCAACUGUUCCUGGAGGUGCACGAGAACCGAAACAUGCUCGAGCGCAUCGAAUGGUCCAAAACCUGGAAAGGGAUCUACUUUAACUUUCUCGGUUACAUUUUCUCCGGUUAUUGUUUAUGGAAAAUCUUUAUUUGCACGAUCAACAUCGUCUUCGACAGGGUGGGCAAAAAGGAUCCGGUCACCAGAGGGAUCGAGAUCGCCGUGCACUGGAUGGGGUGGGAUUUCGACGUCAAUUUCUGGUCACAGCAAAUUUCCUUUUAUUUGGUCGGCUGCAUCGUGGUUACCUCCAUUAGGGGAUUGUUGUUAACCCUCACUAAGUUUUUCAACCGGAUGUCAUCGAGCAAAAGCUCCAACGUCAUAGUGCUGGUCAUGGCCCAGAUCAUGGGCAUGUACUUCGUCUCUUCGGUGCUGUUGUUACGUAUGAACAUGCCGGUGCAGUACAGGACCAUAAUAACGCAGGUUUUAGGUGCCCUGCAGUUCAAUUUCUACCAUCGGUGGUUCGACGUGAUUUUCUUGGUGAGCGCGUUGGGCAGCAUCGUCACCCUGUAUCUCGCCCAUAAGCCUCCCGUUAGGGACAACAUGAUGUGAUAAAACAUUUUUCUUGUAUCUAAUAAUAGACUGGAGAAGAUCGAACUCCUUUAUGUGUUUCAUGUCUUAAUUGCCAGUGGUAGUUUGAACUCCUAAAUGACAGUUCGCGAAAUGUGAUCAUUUUUUGUAUAACUUUUUUCCACCCUUUUCUAUGAAUGUAUUCAAUUUUAUUUUGGUAGUUUAGGCCUGUAAUUGUAAUAAUUCUUGAUUAAUAAAUUAAGUUAAUGAGUAA
Molecule: messenger RNA, 2383 nt
Organism: Anthonomus grandis grandis
Lineage: Eukaryota; Metazoa; Arthropoda; Insecta; Coleoptera; Curculionidae
Gene: GPHR
Product: Golgi pH regulator
Exons: 10
Coding region: 25-2151 (708 amino acids)
Biological process (GO): intracellular pH reduction
Cellular component (GO): Golgi cisterna membrane
Molecular function (GO): voltage-gated monoatomic anion channel activity
Source: RefSeq, a predicted model, not a curated record